CAUCGUAGGAUGAUCUAAAAAUGUACCAAGAAUUUGCGAUUAAUCCAAGAAUCUUUCUCAAAGAUCUACUCCGUACUGCCAAACAUUUAAAAAAACAUUUAAUGCGCAGGUCUGCCGCAGCCAAGUCCCCUCUCGCACACUUCUCCAAGUGAGUAGUUGCUGCAGAACAAAAAUGGCUUCAUCCGAUGGAAUCAUAAAUGAUUCACAAAUUCAAGAGAAGAAGGAAUGUGAAUAUGAAUUGUUGAGGGAAGAGAGAAUUAAGGAAAAUCAGGAAAAGAUUAAGAAACUAGGUUUAGUUAGUCUCUCCCUCAGAUUCAAGUCGGUCAAGCCCCAUAAAUCUCCCAAAACUCCCAAGUCGAUUUACCCUUUGCCCUCUUCUCAACCCCCUCGUCGCUCUUCCAGGCUGCAGAAUGUCAGCCCGAACUACACGGAAAUGCCUUCUCCGAAGAGAGUGAAAUGGUCAGAGUUAGAAGAUGAUUUGAUUGAUUCGAAAGAAGAAGUGUAUACGGAAGAACACGAGAAAUUGCUUGGCAGCACCGAAAUGGAUUGGACUCUAUUUGUAGAUGGGUAUGGAACUGAUGGGAAGCGGAUUUAUGAUCCAGUGGAAGGGAUAACUUGUCAUCAGUGCCGACAGAAAACUCUUGGUCUUCGAACCCAUUGCAGCAAAUGCAACAUGCUCCAUGGACAAUUUUGUGGAGAUUGUUUGUAUAUGAGAUAUGGAGAGCACGUGGUAGAGGCAAAUGAGAACGUGAAUUGGAUUUGCCCCGUCUGUCGUGGAAUAUGCAACUGCAGUUUCUGUCGACAAGCAAAGGGGUUUCCUCCCACAGGCACUCUCUACAGGAAGAUCAAGAAAUUGGGUUAUAAGUCGGUUGCACAUUAUCUUAUUCAAACACGAAGACAAAAGAUAGCCCCCAAGAAUGAUUCAGUUGAGAAGACAAAAGAGAAAGAGGCAUGUUAACACCAAUUAUAAUGUUAAUUGGUGUAUGAAGAGAAUGCUAAUUUUGUUCAUAUGGAAGCAAUACUCUUUGAUUAUUUUCUAAUCAACAAUAUUUAUGCAUCAUUGGUCAUUAGAUUAUUUUUGUAAUCAACAAUAUUUAUGCAUCAUUGGUCAUUAGAGAUUGCUGGUUUUCUCAGAUCCAUGAUCGUAUUAUUUUUGUAAUCAACAAUAUUGAUGCAUCAUUGAACAUUAAAUUAUUUGUGGCACAUUCUCAGAUAA
Molecule: messenger RNA, 1216 nt
Organism: Cuscuta europaea
Lineage: Eukaryota; Viridiplantae; Streptophyta; Magnoliopsida; Solanales; Convolvulaceae
Source: the annotation of a GenBank genome assembly